AUGCAUUUCCCUCUCACGCCCCUACCUCCUAUCAUCCUCACCCUCUUCACCCUCUAUUUCUCGACUCUCAUCACCGCCUUACCAUCUGCAGUUGACCAAGAAAAUGGAAUACUCACAGCACCAUUUGACUUCAACAUAAAUCUCAAACCACGAGCUUUCCUCCCACCAAGCCCAGACGUAAAUGUCUCGACUUGGGUUACUCUCUCACGAGGAGAUGUGAAUAUGGAUGAUCAGAUGAAGAAGGGAAAGAGGGGUUAUGAGAGUGUGGCGGGGAGGGCGAUGAUGAGAAGGCAUUUCGGGUUGGGGAAGUUGACGAGUGUACAGCUUGGCCAACUCUGGUACACACCCCUCCAGGUUGGCGGCAAAACCUACAAACUCAUGGUCGACUCUGGCUCUUCCGAUACCUGGAUCGUUACCAAAGACUUCGUCUGCAUCGGCGAAGAUGGCGCCUCUGCUCCGCAAGCGGACUGUGAUUUUGGUCCAAAAUAUAGUCCUGGAAAAGAGCUCGAGCCGGUGAAUGAUGUAAAUUUCAAUAUUGAGUAUGGGGAUGCGUCUUAUCUUAGGGGGAGUUAUGGGAUGACGAAGGUGACUUUGGCGGGUAUAACGGUUAAGACGCAGAUUGCGCUGGCGAAGGACGUUGGGUGGGUUGCAGAUGGGAUCACGAGUGGAUUACUUGGUCUUUCAUACCCUUCAAUCACAAUGGCAUACUCAGGGACAGAUUACUCAGCUGACACACCUGAGAAGCAAGUACCCUACGACCCAAUCUUCACCUCCAUGUGGAAACAGCACAAAAUCCCACCCGUGUUCAGUCUAGCCAUCGGAAGACCAUCAGUUCCUCCACACAGUGCAUCGGAAGGCUACCUUGCACUUGGUGGUCUUCCACCCGUUUCCACGACCGGCCCUUGGGCAAGAGCUGAUAUUGAGAUCUCGCCGCUUGGACCAGGGUAUAUUAAUGGGAGUUUACCGUAUCCUCAGAUCCAAUGGUACACCAUAACCCCCGACGCAUUCCUCUACACCACCACCCCAGCCGGCCAACCUCCAGUCUGGAAACCACUCAACACCGGCCCACCAGGCACGCCGAAAUUUCAAACAAUCAUCGAUUCGGGCGUCACGCAUACAUGGCUUCCAACCCCGAUCGCUGACCAUGUCGCGAGUCUGUUCAAUCCGCCCGCCAUUUGGAACCAAACAAUCUACGGCUACGCCGUCCCCUGCACCGCCGCAGUCCCCCAGCUCGCCGUCCAAAUCAACGGCGUCAUCCUCCCCUGGCACAAGAAGGAUAUCAUUAUGGAUGACUUCACCGGCGAGGGCGGCUGCGUCAGCGGUGUUAAUAAUGGGAGGGAGUACUCGCCGUAUACGUUGGGCGAUACCUGGAUGAGGAGUAAUCUGGUGGUGCAUGAUGUCGGCGCGAAUGAAGUUAGGGUUAGGAGUAGGGGGGAGUAUUGA
Molecule: messenger RNA, 1443 nt
Organism: Cadophora gregata
Lineage: Eukaryota; Fungi; Ascomycota; Leotiomycetes; Helotiales; Ploettnerulaceae
Exons: 7
Coding region: 1-1443 (480 amino acids)
Biological process (GO): proteolysis
Cellular component (GO): fungal-type vacuole
Molecular function (GO): aspartic-type endopeptidase activity
Source: RefSeq, a predicted model, not a curated record